AAUGGUUAAUUUAUAAUAUGACCAAUGUGUUAGACUAGCCAGUUCUUCAUCUUGGAAGUCUCAAUUAAAAACUACAUAUGCAAAACUACCCUUGUCGUUUUACAAUGCAAAUUCCGAUAUAUCAUAUGUUCCCUUUGAACGCUUCAAAACCAAGUGCUAAUGACUUUGUCGUUACAUGUUUACAGGUUGGAAGGAAAAGUGGCAAUCGUCACCGGCGGCGCCAGAGGGAUCGGAGAAGCGACGGCGAGGCUUUUCGCCAAGCACGGGGCGAAGGUCGUCAUCGCCGACGUCGAGGACAAGCACGGAGAACUCCUCGCCGACACGCUUGGAGCCUCAGUAUCCUUCGUCCACUGCGACGUCAGCUCCGAAGAAGACAUCGAAAACCUAAUCGAAUCGACCGUUUCCCGGUACGGACAGAUCGACAUUCUGUUCAACAACGCCGGGGUGCUCGGGAGCCAGUCUAGACACAAGAGCAUCAUUGACUUCGACGCCGACGAAUUCGACCAAGUAAUGCGGGUGAACGUGAGGGGAGUUGCCCUCGGGAUGAAGCACGCGGCGAAGGCGAUGAUCCUGCGGGGCGGCGGGGGGUGCAUAAUUUCCACCGCCAGCGUCGCCGGCGUCAUGGGAGGGCUCGGUCCUCACGCCUACACCGCGUCGAAGCACGCCAUUGUUGGCCUCACCAAGAACGCGGCUUGUGAAUUAGGGAAGUACGGAAUUAGGGUUAAUUGCAUUUCUCCCUUUGGAGUUGCCACGUCAAUGCUGGUCAAUGCUUGGAGAUCUUGUGGUGAGGAAGAUGAUGAUGAAGAAAGUUUGAAUUUUGGGUUGCCUAGUGAGCAAGAAGUGGAGAAAAUGGAGGAGUUUGUGAGAGGACUUGCUAAUUUGAAAGGUCCAACUUUGAGGGCUAAAGACAUAGCUGAAGCUGCUCUUUAUCUUGCUAGUGAAGAGUCUAAGUAUGUUAGUGGUCAUAAUCUAGUUGUGGAUGGGGGAAUUACCACCUCAAGAAAUUGUGUUCGUUUGUAAAUUUUUAAAUUUGUUUUGUUUGGAAAUAUAGAUAUUUAAUUGAAUUUUUUUU
Messenger RNA from Morus notabilis, 1072 nucleotides. Its product is annotated as short-chain dehydrogenase reductase 2a-like. The transcript has a single exon. Bases 160 to 1020 code for a protein of 286 amino acids. Lineage: Eukaryota; Viridiplantae; Streptophyta; Magnoliopsida; Rosales; Moraceae. Gene Ontology annotation, molecular function: oxidoreductase activity, acting on the CH-OH group of donors, NAD or NADP as acceptor. The record is from RefSeq and is a predicted model, not a curated record.